Heteronotia binoei (common prickly gecko) is the source of this 550-nucleotide messenger RNA. RefSeq names its product tumor protein p63 regulated 1 (gene TPRG1). Gene Ontology annotation, cellular component: cytoplasm. The record is from RefSeq and is a predicted model, not a curated record. Lineage: Eukaryota; Metazoa; Chordata; Lepidosauria; Squamata; Gekkonidae. The coding region runs from base 1 to 531 and encodes 176 amino acids. The transcript has 4 exons.
AUGGGACCAAAGAUCGACCACUGGAACAACGAGAAGGAGCGAGUGGUGGUGAUCACAGACUUAGCCCUGCUGAUCUGCAAAUACGACUUCAUCAUGCUCAAGUGCCUCCAGCUGCAGAGGGUCCCCCUGAACAAUGUCAACCGCAUCUGCCUGGGAUCCUUCGCCUUCCCAGAGCGGUCCCUGGACAGGAGAGAAGGAGAAGGCCUGAGGAUCUACUGGGGUAAGCAGCGAGAACCUGAUUUCCUCUCCCGCUGGAACCCGUUUUCCACCGAAGUGCCUUAUGCAACUUUCAUGGAACAUCCGGUGAAGAACACCAACGAGAGGUUUAGCGACAUCUGCCAGAUUUCCAUGUUUGUGUCUCAGCUGGUGCCGGCGGUGCAGAGCGUGCAGGCCAAGGAUCCGGCCCGGACGGAGGGGGUGAGAGUGGAGCAUGAGCCUCUCGCUAUCGACACCUACACGGGGCUGAUGUCUUUCAUCGGGAACCGAAACAAACUGGGUUAUUCCCUCGCUCGGGGGAGCGUUGGCUUCUGAAGGGCAGCAAUUGGGGUGG